UUCAGUUCUCUCCAAAUGUUUGCCCUGGCGACGAGUGGCCGAUAGCGCUGUGGCUUUUGAUUCCUGGCAUCAAUCGAUCAGCUCCCUGUGCGCCACCUGGAGCUACUGCAAGCUAGACGAGCGCAUCUCCACAUCCACACCACCCCAUCUGGCCUCCUUCAAUCUAGCACGGCCGGCUCUUUGGAGAGUAGAUUCAUCAUGGAGCAACUCAGCUGCCCAGCGUCCAAGAAUCAUGGAGUUAUUUCCUGUAGUGGAGCUUUACAGAAACACGGUGAGACGGGGGAAUUUGGAGCGAAGAAAGUGGUCCUGGGGGCAGCAUAAAUAGCGGUACAUGGGGAUGUGGUCUUCGCAUGUCAACUCGUCCAGAUUGAGGGAUCAACAGUGAUCAGCAUUUGCGCUGUCCCUUCCCCACCCUCUUAUCAUUCGUUUCGUUGCGUUUCAAUCUAGUCCCUCGUUUGCCCUAGACUCUUCGAGUCGCGUUCACAAUGGUGGUGCCAGAUCUAGUCCUGCGCGUUGGCUGCUUCUUUGGGUUUUUAACCUGCAACACUCCCCCGGGAGAGUGGCCUGAAGCAUCGCCAACCUGGUCUUUCCCUGGGCCUCCUCCUCCGUGGGCGACAACCACUUCGAUUAGCACCACCAGUGCUACCAGUACUAGUACUACUCCAACGCUUCCGCCGACCAGCACGCCCACGACUAGCAUUCCCACCACGGACACGACCACCACUGAACCCACCGAGACUCCAAGCACUACUCCGACCGUUACUGUCACUACGACUGAUUCGACAUCCACGUCUGGCGAUCCCACCUCCACCACCGAUUCUACCAGCUCCCCGGAUUCGAGCACUGACACUACCACGACUUCUGCUACUUCGGACACUACCACGGAUACGACUAGUACUCCCGACCCUACUAGUACAUCGGACACUACUAGCACUACGGACACUGCCUCUACUUCUGGUACUCCCGACACUAGCUCGACUUCUACGACUGGCACGCCUGACUCUACUUCUACUACCUUUACUACUUCUCCCAGCCCCGGUACUUCCACUACUAGUGCUACCACUCCUACUUCUAGUACUACCAGUACCUCUGUCACCAGUCCCACCACUAGCCCUACUACUUCCCCUACCACCUCGUCCAGCAUGUCGGUCACCACGACAAGCUCGAGCGUGGUCCCCUCUGCCACUGGCACCAUUGCCGCCAACAUCCUGGUCAUCGCUCGCGACAACACCCAGGCGGCAGUGGCUUACUCUGGUCUCAAUGGCUACGGUAUCCCGUACAGCACUCUCAUUGUGCCCCAGGCCGGCGUGGAGCUCCCCUCGCUAAACACUUCCACUGGAGGAAACUUUGGCGGUAUUGUUGUCGCCGGCGAAGUCAGCUACGACUACGGCACCGAGGGCUGGCGUAGUGCUCUGACCGACGACCAAUGGAACCAGCUGUAUGCGUACCAGCUCGCGUACGGCGUGCGCAUGGUGCAAUACGAUGUUUACCCCGGUCCCAAGUUCGGUGCCACUGCCCUGUCAGGCGGCUGCUGCGCCAGUGGCGUUGAGCAACUGAUUUCUUUCUCCGAUGUGAGCGACUUUCCGACUUCUGGCUUGCGAACCGGCGCUGGUGUGAGCACCCAGGGCUUGUGGCACUACCCGUCCUCCAUCAGCGAUACGGCCACCACCAAACAGAUCGCCGUCUUUGCAGCUGGCGGCGGCGUCAGCGGCGAAUCAACCGCUGCGGUCAUCAACAACUUUGCGGGCCGCCAGCAAAUGGUCUUCUUCAUCGGCUUCGACACAGUUUGGAGUGAUACCUCCAACUACCUCCAGCACGCGUGGAUUACGUGGAUCACCCGCGGCCUGCAUGCAGGAUACCGCCGCGUCAACCUGAACACCCAGAUCGACGACAUGUUCCUGCAGACGGACAUUUACCAGCCUGCAGGCCAGAUCUACCGCAUCGGCACCGCCGACAUGGACGGCAUCUCCGCCUGGCUCCCCAGCAUCCGCGCAAAGCUCAACCCGGGCAGUACCUACUAUGUUGAAAUUGGCCACAACGGAAACGGCAACAUCGAGGCUGGCCAAGAGGUCGUCGGCUGGGACACCUGCAGCGGAGGCGCCAUCUACUACGAUGUGCCUGAAGACACCCCUGCCGAGUGGCGCAAGCCCCUGGGUACCGGCGAGAGCCGCUGGCCCGUGACCCCGAGCUCGUUCUCGUGGACCAGCACCUGCAUGAAUGCCGACCCUCUGCUCAUCUGGUUCCAAGAGCACCUCAACGAAUACGCGCAUCUGUCUCACACCUUUACCCACUUGGAGCAGAACAACGCUACCUACGACGAUAUCAACAAGGAAAUCUCCUUCAACAAGAUCUGGCUCGAGCGCGUCGGCUUCACCGCCGGAACCCACUUUACCUCCAACGGCAUCAUCCCCCCUGCCAUUACUGGUCUGCACAACGGUGACGCCCUGCGCGCCUGGUGGGACAACGGCAUUACCAACUGCGUUGGUGACAACACCCGCCCUGCUCUGCUCAACACGCAGAACCGCAUGUGGCCGUACUUCACCAAUGUCGCUUCUGACGGCUUUGACGGGAUACAGGUCAACCCGCGCUGGGCGACCCGCAUCUACUACAACUGCGACACCCCCGCGUGCACGACGCAGGAGUGGAUCGACACCUCUGCCGGUGCUGGUGACUUCAACAACCUCCUCGCCGUCGAAAGGACCGAGACGAUCCGCCACUUGUUCGCGCUCGCCCGCGACGGCUACAUGUUCCACCAGGCCAACCUGCGCAACUCAGAUAUCGACCCCAUCACCGUCAACGGCGAGACGGGCCAGUUCUCCAUCUUCCAGGCCUGGGUUGAGACUGUCGUCCAGGAAUUCACCCGCCUCGUCACCUGGCCCCUUGUGACCAUCACCCACCAGCAGAUGUCCGACGCCUUCCUCCAGCGCUACCGCCGCGACCAGUGUGGCUACGCCCUCAGCUACGUGCUCGACAACAACGCAAUCACCGGGGUGACCCUCACCGCAAACGGCAACACCUGCGACGCCGCCAUCCCCAUCACCUUCCCCACGGCCCCCUCCAACACCCACGGCUUCACCACCGAGCAGCUUGGAAGCGACCCCGUGACCGUCUGGGCGCAGCUCUCCGGCUCGCCGGUGACUUUCCCUCUGUCGAGCCCGAUUGCGCUCUAGACGCGACAUGUCUCGGCUGGUAGAAUGUCAUUGAUCGAGAUUGAUGAUCUAGAUUGAUGGCAUGAUGGUGUGGUUGGAUGCGAGGGGUGCCAGCGCAGUCGCAGCGUACACCUUUAUUUAGUUGCUGCUAGCUGCACUAAUCCUUUACAUCCCCCACUACAUACUGUAUUGAGGAUGGAGACUUUUAGUCCUUAGUUCUUAGUACUUAAUGAUUAAUGGAUCGAUUG
This is a messenger RNA of Aspergillus calidoustus, 3397 nucleotides long. Lineage: Eukaryota; Fungi; Ascomycota; Eurotiomycetes; Eurotiales; Aspergillaceae. The record is from the annotation of a GenBank genome assembly.